Molecule: messenger RNA, 1622 nt
Organism: Magallana angulata
Lineage: Eukaryota; Metazoa; Mollusca; Bivalvia; Ostreida; Ostreidae
Product: phosphoserine phosphatase-like
Exons: 7
Coding region: 130-897 (255 amino acids)
Biological process (GO): L-serine biosynthetic process; dephosphorylation
Cellular component (GO): cytoplasm
Molecular function (GO): magnesium ion binding; L-phosphoserine phosphatase activity
Source: RefSeq, a predicted model, not a curated record
CGGGUUCGUAGUACUGCCGUAUGCACGUCGUCAGCAAAGCCGCACGCCGCACGGUGAGGAAUUAACUUGAAUCAGCGAUUGACACCACAUUAUAGUUCUCCUUCUUGGUAUCAGGUUUCCUUUCACCAGAUGAAAAUUCUUUCUUCGACUUUGACCAGAUCCUCGCUUCUUAAUCAGACCAUCUUCCACAGUCUUGUCUGCCAGCUUGUCUCUGCUAUGGGUCUGACCUUGGAAGAGACACGAAGGUCAUGGGCGAGGGCGGACGCUGUGUGCUUUGACGUGGACUCUACCCUAUUGGUGGAUGAGGCUCUGGAUGAACUGGCCAAGUUCUGUGGAGUGGGCAAAGAGGUACAGGAAUGGACCACAAGAGCAAUGGGUGGAGGAGUGUCUUUUAGAGAGGCCCUGGAGGCAAGGUUACAAAUCGUGAAACCCUCACGACAAAAACUGGAGGAAUUCAUUCAACAACAUCCCCCACAAUUCUCCCCUAAUAUUCGGGAACUUAUAGCAGAGCUCCAUAAAAGAAAUAAGCAAGUUUUUUUAGUGUCGGGGGGUUUCACUUCGAUCAUUCUGCCAGCAGCCAAAAUACUCAACAUUCCAGCACAAAAUGUGUUUGCCAACCAGAUCAAGUUCUACUUUGAUGGAGACUACGCGGGCUUUGAUGAGAACCAGCCUACAUCAUCCUCUGGGGGUAAGGCCAUUGUGGCAAGAAUAAUAAAAAAAGAACGUGGAGUCAAAACGCUAGUCAUGAUCGGUGAUGGAGCGACUGACAUGGAAGCCGUGCCUCCUGCUGAUGCCUUCAUUGGUUACGGAGGGAAUGUCAUCAGGGACAGCGUGAAACAGAAGGCAGCAUGGUUUGUGACAGACUUCAGGGACCUGAUCCAGGCUCUGGACAAUUGAUGUCAGUCGGUCAGCUGAUGAAUUUAUUCAGUUGAAAAAUUGAUGCAUAUUUUUGACUGGACAACUGAUGUACAUUUUUCAAGAACAUUUUUAACUGAAAAACUGAUGUACGUUUUCUCAUGGACAACUGCUAGACAUUUGCAACUGAACAAGUCUUAGGACAUUUUCAAAAGAAAUGCAGAUUGGUGAUUCAGCUAUUUGAUUACUAGACAACCCUAGAUUUUAAUAUAAGAGAUGUGAAUAAGGCAACAUUUAUGCUAAUAUAAAAAAAUAUAUAUAUAUAUAUAUGUAUGUAUAUAUAUUGAAGAAAAUUUUCAGUAUUAAUGUAUAUUUGUACUUUGUGUAUACUUCUACUUUUUUGCAUUAUUUAAACGAAUGUACACAGGAUGUGUACUGUUUUGAAUUCUCCUUUACGUGAACUAGCAGAUAAUUGCUGCAGAAACAUAUCAUAUCUGUUUUAUAUUUUUGACAAUGUGACUCAGAGUGUAUUUUUUAUAUUUUAUCUCAUAUACAUAUAAGUAAUAUUGUGUAUUGAUAUUUGUUUGAGAAGGAUACAGCACAGUGUGACAGUUUUGUUUGUGAUACUUUGAUUUUGGUCUGUUAUUAUCUACGCAGAUGUGUUUAUUAUUCUUUGUUAGUGUAUUCAGUUUGGUUGUAAUCAAUAUGAUGCAUGUUUAUGAUAUCAUAUAGGAAAUGUCUAUAAAGAAUAAAAUUUUAUAAAUUAA